Messenger RNA from Cyclocybe aegerita, 750 nucleotides. The record is from the annotation of a GenBank genome assembly. Lineage: Eukaryota; Fungi; Basidiomycota; Agaricomycetes; Agaricales; Hemipholiotaceae.
AUGUCAAGCCGUAAUAAUGACCAUCUUGAUGAGGACUUCAUCUUGGAUCGGUUCAAUCUCACGGGUCUGAACAACGAGGUGGCAAACUAUGCUCAAGCGUUGGAUCUUAUCACAGACAGUCUGGAUGACGACAUCCAGGACGAACUGCGAGGAUCGCUGGACGUACAAGCAAGACUGCUAUACGGUCUCAUUCACGCACGAUGGAUUGUUACAGCACGCGGGCUACAGAAGAUGCUCGACAAAUACAAACGUGCAGACUUCGGUCGCUGCCCACGCGUUCUCUGUGCAUCUCAACCACUUCUUCCCGUGGGCCUUACCGACAUCCCCUAUGAAAAAUCUGUCAAACUCUACUGCGGCAGAUGCGAAGAUAUCUAUUCGCCUAAAUCCUCGCGGCACGGUUCAAUCGAUGGCGCUUAUUUCGGCACAACCUUCCCUCAUCUCCUUUUCCUUGUCUACCCGACCCUGAUCCCACCAAAGGACGGCGAGACACCGUUGACUACCUCCACCAAAGACGCAAGCACGGCUGAUUCGAGAAACAGAAGAAGGCUUCGCGAGGAACCUGAAGCUGUCGCAACUGAAGGCGGUGGAGAGGGUAUUAGCACUGCGAGCGUUUCUCUGAAGGCGGAGAGAUAUCGACCACGCAUUUAUGGCUUCCAGAUCAAUGAAACGGCGAAGCUACAACGGUGGCAAGAGGCUAUCAGAGAUCGUCAAAUCGCUCGACUAGAGGCUCUGGAGGGAAAAAACACAUAG